AUGAGUGGCAAGCAGCAGAGGAAGAAGACAACGCAGAGAGCAAAGUCGUUGUCAGAACGGGAGCCCCGCACCGGCCUUCUGUCCCUGUUGGCAGUGGCGGGAGCGCUCGUGGGCUUUGCCUGGUGGAGAAAGCAGCAGCAGGCAAAAUCACAGAAGCCCAAGAAAGCGCAGGAGAGUGAAAGCGCCUUCAGGAGCAAGACACAGAACAACAAAAAGAGCAAGGGAAAGGAGCGAAGAGAAGAGAUCAAGGCAAGACAGAACCCUGCAAAGGGAGAGGGAAGGGAAGCUAAGGAUGACAAGGACAAGGAUCCGCUGGUGCUGAACUACAGCUACUUUGUACCAGACCGAGCAGACAGGCUCGGCACGCCAGCUCAGAGGAUGACUCUGCCCGCAAAGCAGGACGAGAAGAAGUGA
Molecule: messenger RNA, 414 nt
Organism: Coccomyxa subellipsoidea C-169
Lineage: Eukaryota; Viridiplantae; Chlorophyta; Trebouxiophyceae; Coccomyxaceae
Exons: 4
Coding region: 1-414 (137 amino acids)
Source: RefSeq, a predicted model, not a curated record